UCUUCACUUUAUUUAGCUGUUUUUGCAUGUAGCUCCCAAUCUUUGCACUGCUUCAGUUAGUGGAGCAUUUAUUUUUGAAUCAGCUGCAUUUGUUAAGACUGUAACAACGAAAGGCAUUUCCUGAGAAGCUGUAAGGAUGAGCAGCAAGAAAGAACAGCUAAGGAAAUACGGGACCCUAGUAGUGCUUUUUGUUUUCCAAGUUCAGAUUUUUGGUUUUGAUGUUGACAAUCGACCUACAACAGAUGUCUGCUCGACACACACAAUUUUACCUGGACCAAAAGGGGAUGAAGGUGAAAAAGGAGAUAGAGGAGAAGUGGGCAAACAAGGAAAGGUUGGACCAAAAGGACCAAAAGGAAACAAAGGACCUCUGGGGGAUGUUGGUGACCAGGGAAUGCUUGGAAAAAUCGGUCCAAUUGGUGGAAAGGGUGACAAAGGAGCCAAAGGCUUAUUGGGGGUUCCUGGAAAAAAGGGAAAAGCAGGCACAGUUUGUGACUGUGGAAGAUACCGCAGAGUUGUUGGACAACUGAAUAUCAAUGUUGCUCGUCUUAACACGUCCAUCAAGUUUGUAAAGAAUGUCAUAGCAGGUAUCAGGGAGACAGAUGAGAAAUUCUAUUACAUCGUGAAAGAAGAGAAGAAUUAUAGAGAAGCCUUGAUCCACUGCAGAGACAGAGGAGGAACACUGGCCAUGCCUAAAGAUGAGGCAACCAACGCCCUGAUUGCUGACUACAUCUCCAACAGCGGCCUCUUCCGAGCCUUCAUUGGGCUGAAUGACAUGGAAAAAGAAGGACGUUUUGUGUAUGCAGACAACAGCCCGCUGCAGAACUACAGUAACUGGAAGGAAGGGGAACCUCACGACCUAGCUGGCCGCGAGGACUGUGUGGAAAUGCUCAGCACGGGAGAGUGGAAUGACUCCGAGUGCCAAGUCACCAUCUACUUCGUCUGUGAAUUCCUCAAGAAGAGGAAAUAGAAGUGCCGCAGAAUGUGCCUGGCACCUGCUGUACAUACAAUAACCCAUCUUCAUUCAUCCACCGUAGGGAGAGCAGACAACCAGGGACAGGGCUCAAUCCAGCCUUCACCCCACUGGGUUAAGCAAGAGCAACUACUGUUAAGAUGGCAGUGACCAUGAAGUCAGCACAGGUCUGCAGGCGGCAUCUAGCCAAUUGUGAAUUUUUAUUUCAUGUCUAUGUGCAAUUUAGGGUGGGCAUUGCUACGUGUAAUUUAGGGGCAAAUUUAGAGCACGCAGAGGUGAAUAUGAUUUCACUAAUGCCAGAAAUAAUAAACUCACUGGUAUAUUAAUAAUCACUGAUGUGCUUCAUAAAGUCCACAGAUGGAAAGAGUGUGAUCUUUACUCAUCUUUGACCUGUACAGGAAGUCCCAGUAACUUCCCUGGUGAAUUCACAGCUGGGAGAACAGAUUUGCGGUUUCUCUUGAAAAAAUCCUUCUUUUGUUAGAAUCAUAGAGUAAUUUAAGUUGGAGGGGAUCUCUGGAGGUCACCUGGUUGAAUAUUCCAUGCAAAGCAGGGCCAACUUCAAACUUAGAUUAGAAGUUGUUGUAGUCUCCUUAAUUUGGCUGCACAAUUAUAUUGCCUGAUAUGCAGGGGAGGACUCACUUAUCUCUGCUUCCAACCCUAUCGCCCAUCAGGCUGGUCUGAGGUGUGAGGAAUUAACUUAGCAAUGGCACUUCUGCAUGCAAGCCUGCACAGCUUGCAGGCAACCUGAGAACAGAUGGAGCAAUUCUAGCCUCUGAUGUCCCCCAAAAUCUGUGAAAAACAAAGAAAAGUCUAGCACAAAGAGAACAGUGCAAAGGAAGCAACACCAUUGGUGUAGGCUGUAA
This is a messenger RNA of Gavia stellata (red-throated loon), 1833 nucleotides long. RefSeq names its product collectin subfamily member 10 (gene COLEC10). NCBI's taxonomy places the organism in Eukaryota, Metazoa, Chordata, Aves, Gaviiformes, Gaviidae. The transcript has 6 exons. Bases 137 to 967 code for a protein of 276 amino acids. The record is from RefSeq and is a predicted model, not a curated record.